AUGAUGUUAAUUAUCAGUCUUUUCCGUGUUGCGGCUGUAUUCCACAUUUUUGCGAAAGGAGUACAAAGUACGAAUGAUGAUUCACCAAAGUAUCAAUGGAAAGCUUUGAUUGGUUCGUUUGCUAGUUCUGACUCUAGCUCAGAGUCUGAGACCUCGCCGCGAUACCACAAAACUCCAGAGACUGGUUUGAAAAGCAUUUUACCGACGAUUCCGCUAACAAUAAAAGCAGCUUUUCACGACAAUGCCGUUCGAGAUCCUUUCAAAAAUCCUGAGGAGAGCCAUUCCACCAAAUUUUCUAGGAAGGAGAGACACAAAAAAAGAUAUCUCAACGCAAAAAAUGAUCCUGUGAAGUGGAAAGUGGUACAAGAAAAAAGUAAAGCUCGUUAUCUCAGAUCAAAAGAAUUGGAGAAUGAAAUGUUAGAAAAAUUACCAAAAGAAGAAAAAGAAGCUUACAUCAACCAACGCACGCAAAAACGCACGAUGUACAGUAGAGUUCAUCGUCAACGACAGUACAAUAAAACACAAAAUCUUCCUACCAAUGAACGAUUAGUAGAGAUUGCGCGGCAAAAAAAAUUAAAGCAACAACAUUAUCAGAGAUUCAAAGCCAAAAAGCAAGCAAAACAGGAAGGAGAGCAGCAUUUAUGA
Meira miltonrushii is the source of this 645-nucleotide messenger RNA. RefSeq lists its product as uncharacterized. The coding region runs from base 1 to 645 and encodes 214 amino acids. The transcript has a single exon. The record is from RefSeq and is a predicted model, not a curated record. NCBI's taxonomy places the organism in Eukaryota, Fungi, Basidiomycota, Exobasidiomycetes, Exobasidiales, Brachybasidiaceae.